UGAACUUCAUUACCCAGAAUGCCUGACGGUCAGGUUGCUCAAUCGAAUCCGGAUUCUUCGCUUUUCUCACCCACUCAAAUUUUGUUUCCCUGCAGGCGCAUCCUUCCUGCUGAUUCGGAGCUACCGUUAGCCAGCUAAAAAUGGACUAGCUACCAAGUGUUUCUUUUUUUCCUCUGGAGGAAAUUGCUUUUCAGUUUAAUGUUAAUGUUAGUCCUUUAAAUGUACAUUUUUAAAUAGAACGGAGUUAUUUUCCCUUUUUGAAAGGAGCGGCAAAACCCCUCGUCGUCGUCGGCAGCCGAGCCGCUUCGGUCGGUUCAUUUUGACACCGGGAAGGUUCAUCCGGCCGUCCGCCGCUGCCGCAGCUUCGUUUGGCCCCGUUUGGACAAAGCCAGUCAGAUGUAGGAGAAUGAGAAACAUGAGCGGAACUCGAAUGGUUUGACUUUUCAAAUAGUAAGCUGAUCAUCAUUCGUAACGAAAAGAGACAACUACGUUUGGACCGAAACGGAUUCUCUCUGGAGGGCGAGACGAGGAAAAAGGACGGAAGGUUGAUAAGAGGGAAACAUCCUGAUGCCAGUAAUGGCAAACGAGCCGAUCAUCCUGAACGUUUAUGAUAUGUAUUGGAUCAAUGAGUUCACCAGCUCUCUGGGCAUCGGAGUCUUUCACUCAGGGAUCGAGAUCUAUGGAAGAGAGUUUGCAUACGGCGGACACCCCUACGCCUUCUCAGGGAUCUUCGAGAUCACACCAAGCGAUGCAACCGAACUCGGCGAGACUUUCAAGUUCAAAGAAGCCAUAGUCCUGGGCAGCACGGACUUCACAGAGGACGACGUGGAGCGCAUCGUGGAGGAAAUGGGGAAGGAGUACAAAGGCAAUGCCUAUCACCUCAUGCACAAGAACUGCAACCACUUCUCCUCAGCACUGUCAGAGACCCUGUGCGGUCGGGAGAUCCCCCGUUGGGUGAACCGUCUGGCCUACUUCAGCUCCUGCGUGCCGUUCCUCCAGAGCUGCCUGCCCAAAGAGUGGCUGACCCCAGCUGCCUUACAGUCCAGCGUGAGCCAGGAGCUCCACGCCGGAGGCGGCGAGCUGGAGGAGGCAGAGGACGCCGCGGCCACCGCCUCCCUCGCUUCGAUGUCGCCUUGCUCGCCUUCAUCCUCCUCCAGCCCCUCGUCGUCCUUUCCGCGUCAUAGCCGCAUCCAGCCCCGCCGAUAGAGACGGUCGUCUGUCAGAGCGCCUGCAGCCCAGCUGAAGCCAAAUGUUCCGCCACUGUCCUGGAGGGAGGAGCUGAAGCUGCUCUGGUGGAGAACGUGAGCCAAAACUCUGCACCGAGCUACAGACGAGGACUUUGUGUUGCAGAUAUAAGUUGGAAACGGUCACACACACAUCCUAAAAUCAGAUUUCUUCACAAGCCUCCUUUUAUAAUUCAAGCAAUUGACCAGCCACGUUGAGAUUUUACUAGCUUAACGACAAACGACUGUUGCUUUAGGUACAGAUCAUCUUUCAACGAUCACGCUCACUGACGUCCGCUAUCAUCCUCACCUCAAACUGCAAAAUGCUCCGAGAGAGGCCGUACUUGAACUUGUUAGAUCGUAACCAAAUGAGGCUGAAAGGUUUGUCUGGUAAAUAUUACAUCUGUCGUAUUUAAAAUGUUUGAACGUUUGCCUGUUACAGAUGGAAUGAUGUCCUCAAAACUCCAAAUCAGGAUGUCCGAUUUCUUGUUUUUUUUAUUGUUUUCUAUCACAGUUGGCUGACAACCAGAUGUACAAUCAGACUAACCAGACCCGAUCUCUGUCUUUGAGAUGCUUUUAAUAAGUGAUGACUUUUUUUCCCUUUGAUAUGAAACUUGUUGCAUCUGAACAGUUUCCACCUGACGUGUUUCGACUCUCCGCAGACCUUUUGUCAUGAAGCUACAGCCACUUCUUAAAUGUAUAAAUUGGGUAAUAAAUCAGAGUGCAUACGUGUUCUCCCAGUAGCAGCUACCACAGUGCCUUUGAGCAAGGUACUUUCUUCUAAGUGUGUCUGCAGAGAAAACUCGCUUUGGUGCAGAAAUCUUCAAUUUUUUAAAAUUUUGUUUGAUGUUGUGGGGAGAAAAUAGUGAAGACACAUGCAGGUCUUUUCUUAAAAAAGCUCGUUUUUCUCAUCAGUGGGAAACUCUACCAGCUGUUCACAACUCAAAUGCUGCAAAACUCAUUUUUCUUUUAUUCCGUCUGAACUUUCUUUUAUGAUGGAUGUUUGAGGAUAAUCAGAUCUGAUCACCGUUUUUGGGCCUUUUUGUCAAUUUUCUUUGUGUUUGAUCAACUCAGGAUCCUUGGACAUUUGGUUCUAAUCCCUUCAGAACUUUUUUACCCCACUUCCCGUGUGCUGAACUGCUUGUAGUCACUCUGUAGACGACGCACUGUAGUUUUAUACUCUUGGAUCAAACGAAAAGAAAGAGCUUUGAUUUCUGACGUGUGUUUGUGAGCCCGUCCUGCCUUUUUCUUCUUGUAUCUGCAUGAAUGUGUGAGUGUGUUUAUACUUGUAUAAUAAACGGUUUCUAUCAACAAA
Messenger RNA from Oryzias melastigma (Indian medaka), 2538 nucleotides. It is a transcript of the gene desi2, whose product is annotated as desumoylating isopeptidase 2. Bases 568 to 1206 code for a protein of 212 amino acids. Gene Ontology annotation, biological process: protein deubiquitination. Gene Ontology annotation, molecular function: deubiquitinase activity. The record is from RefSeq and is a predicted model, not a curated record. NCBI's taxonomy places the organism in Eukaryota, Metazoa, Chordata, Actinopteri, Beloniformes, Adrianichthyidae. The transcript is spliced from 5 exons.